AUGUUUUCAUUAAAUAAUGUCUUUUAUGUCCAAGCUGGACUUGGAACCCUAGCCAAUAUAUUUCUUCUUUUUUUCUACACUAUCAUAAUCCUAUGUCACAGAUCUAAGCCCAUGGACUUGAUCUCCUGUCAAUUGACCUUCGUUCACAUAAUUAUGGUCAUUACUGGAUGGGAUAUUUUUACUACAGACAUGUUUGAUUUACUGAACAUUGAAAAUGACUUCAUAUGUAAGGCAACUUCUUACUUAAACAGGGUGAUGAGAGGCAUCUCUAUCUGCAUCACCUGCCUCCUGAGUGUGUUCCAGGCUGUGACGAUCAGUCCCAAUACCUCUUUGUUGGCAAAAUUUAAAUAUAAAUUUAAAAAAUACAUGAUCUCUUCUUUCUUCUAUUUUUGGUCUUUCAAUUUGUCAUUCAGCAUUAACAGGAUCUUCUAUACUGGUGCUUAUACAAAUGUGAGUGAGACCAACCAGUUGAAGGUCACUAAAUACUGCUCACUCUUCCCCAUGGACUAUAUCAUCAAGGGAUUGAUUUCAACAAUGACAGCCUUAAGAGAUGUAUUUCUUGUAGGAGUCAUGCUGACCACAAGUGCAUACAUGAUAAUUAUCUUGUUCAGACAUCAGAGGCAAUGCAUGCAUCUUCAUAGCGACAGCCACUUGAGAGCCUCCCCUGAGAAAAGGGCCACCCACAUCAUCUUGCUGCUGGUGUUUUUCUAUGUGGUCAUGUACUGGAUAGACUUCAUCAUGUCAUCCAGAACAGUCCUUUUAUGGAUGUACGACCCAGUCUUGUUGACUGUUCAGAAGUUUGUGAUAAAUGCCUAUCCCACAAUUACUCCUUUGAUACAAAUCAGUUCUGAUAACCGAAUAAACAUUAUGAUAAAAAAUAUGCAAAAAGUAUGCCACCAGAUAUUUUUUAAAGUUUAA
Mus musculus (house mouse) is the source of this 918-nucleotide messenger RNA. RefSeq names its product vomeronasal 1 receptor 33 (gene Vmn1r33). NCBI's taxonomy places the organism in Eukaryota, Metazoa, Chordata, Mammalia, Rodentia, Muridae. Gene Ontology annotation, biological process: G protein-coupled receptor signaling pathway; signal transduction; sensory perception of chemical stimulus. The coding region runs from base 1 to 918 and encodes 305 amino acids. Gene Ontology annotation, cellular component: membrane; plasma membrane. The record is from RefSeq and is marked provisional. Gene Ontology annotation, molecular function: G protein-coupled receptor activity; pheromone receptor activity. The transcript has a single exon.